AUGCUCGCCACCGCCGCCGCCGCGGAUGGCGCUGACGCUCCAAUUCCCGUGACGCGGCGCGAGGAGUGGGGGUGGUAUCUGUACGACGCGGCGGUGUCCGCGUUUUACUCGGUGGCGCUGCCCGUGUUCUUCCCGCUGCUCCUCAACCAGCUCGCCGCCGACGCCGCGUGGCAGCAGGCGGGGCAGCCGCGCCCGCCCGACUGCGGCGUCGACGGCGUCACCGUGAAUUGCGCGCAGUGCGUGCCCGGCGAGGGAAUGCAGCUGCUGACGUCAUCUGGCUACUCGCCGCUGCCAAAUCCCAAGGUGCAGAUGGGGGCGGCGAGCAUGGAUCCAGUGGCAUUCGCUACAGUCACGCUGGGGCUGUCGGUGGUGUGCCAGGUGGCCGCAUUCAUCACCCUCGGGCCCCUCGCUGACUAUGGCAUGGGGCGCAUGCGGUUGCUACAGGGCGGCACAGCCAUGGGCAUAACAGCGUGUGCGCUGUGCAUGGCGCUGGUGUCACCAUCCCUCUGGUGGCUCUCGGGGGUGCUGCUCAUCACGGCCAAUGUGGGCUACGGGCUCGCCAUUGUCGCCUACUACAG
Messenger RNA from Closterium sp. NIES-65, 578 nucleotides. NCBI's taxonomy places the organism in Eukaryota, Viridiplantae, Streptophyta, Zygnematophyceae, Desmidiales, Closteriaceae. The record is from the annotation of a GenBank genome assembly.